This is a messenger RNA of Ophidiomyces ophidiicola, 2358 nucleotides long. RefSeq lists its product as uncharacterized. The coding region runs from base 1 to 2358 and encodes 785 amino acids. The record is from RefSeq and is a predicted model, not a curated record. The transcript is spliced from 7 exons. Gene Ontology annotation, cellular component: fungal-type vacuole membrane. NCBI's taxonomy places the organism in Eukaryota, Fungi, Ascomycota, Eurotiomycetes, Onygenales, Onygenaceae. Gene Ontology annotation, biological process: calcium ion transmembrane transport; intracellular calcium ion homeostasis. Gene Ontology annotation, molecular function: calcium:proton antiporter activity.
AUGAACGAAUCUAUUGGCAGCCCGCCGCCUCAAAGUCAGUUUGGUUCCUGGCUGCAUACGAGAUCAGAAAACUUCCGGGGUUCGCAAGACCCUACCCUCCCCACGAUAGAGCCUCACUCCUUCAAUAAUGCGUCGGGUGGCUAUUACCGGCAUUCAAGGGCGGAUACAGCCAAGGCGCCCCCUGACCGAGAGGAAUGUCUUGAUGCCUCCACCUCUGACCUCCCUCCACCAGUACAGCCAAGAGAUAAUAUCACGCGGGAAAAUAAGGGGACUGCCCCCGUAACAAGUACACGGCAGCUACCUAUUAUGCAACGAAUAUGGAGCCCUCUGAAAAUUAUACUUACCUCAAGUUGGAUCAAUGUCUUGCUCGUUUUUGUACCAGUGGGCAUUGCUCUUGGCGUUCUCCAUCGAAGGCAAAAGGCAAACAGUUCGAUCAACCCUGUUGUCGUAUUUACGAUCAACGCCGUGGGAAUCAUUCCAUUGGCCUAUUUACUUGGAUUUGCAACCGAAAAUGUUGCAAGAAAAAUGGGUGACAAAGUUGGGGCACUGCUUAACGUCACUUUCGGUAAUGCUGUGGAGUUAAUUAUCUUCAUGUAUGUCGAGUUAUUCUUUUGUGCGAGUAUUAACCCAUGGAUUUCGACUGGCAGACUUGCAUUAGUAGCUAAAGAAGUGCGCAUCGUCCAAGCCUCUCUCCUUGGGUCUAUCCUAGCAAAUUUGUUAUUGAUCCUUGGAAUGUGUUUCUUGUUCGGGGGCUUAAGAUUUCGGGAACAACUGUACAACCCCGCCAUCACUCAGAUGAGCGCUUGCCUUCUCAGUCUGAGUGUGAUGAGUCUUCUACUUCCAACUGCAUUUCACGCUUCAUUUAGUGACUUGGCAGCCGCUGAUAAAGCCGUUCUUCAAGUAAGCAGGGGCACGAGUGUCAUAUUACUUCUUGUCUACGUACUUUACCUACUAUUCCAGUUGAAGUCUCAUGCAUACAUUUAUGAGAGCACUCCACAACACAAAAUUGACGAGGAGUCACAUCCUGGCGUUUUGGCAGAGAUGUUGAAUUCCAGUGGCUCCUCUGAGUCCAGCUCUACAAGUGGAAGCGAUACAGAUGGCUCUUCUGGAUCUCAUAACACUGUGAAACGAAUUAGGAAAGCUAUUAAAAAGAGAAGGCGACGUAAGUCAAGCACAUGCUCUAAAGUGCCCCAAUCACCAUCGCUGGGGCUCUCCUUAGUUCGUUCUCGGUCGUCUACUUCAAACGUGGGUUCACGAUUAGCGCAAGGCGCCUCACUUGUAUCAACUGACUAUACCGCCGCCAUACCAUGCAGCAGCGAUGACGCCGAGCAUGAACUUAGACCAUCUUUUGAGCGAUAUCCAGGCGUGGCUACUCGUGAUUUUGAAACUAAUGGGGCGCCUGAGGGGUCUGGUACACGGAAUCAAAAACACAAGAAAUGCUUGAAAACUCCGCGAAAAUCCAAACGGAAUAAGAAUACUUUACUGGAAAGAAAUAAAGAGAUUCAACUUACUGGAAAUGCAAACCCCAACGUUCAGUUUACGGAUCCCACUUCUGUUACUGAACUUUCCGAAAAAAGGCCAUUCAAUUUGCGCCCAAAACCUCAGGGGAGACUGUUCUCACGGAUGUUACCGGCCUUGCAAACUAGGCCUAUCUCUAUAAAUGAGCUAAACCAGAGGCCAUCUUUAAGUCGUAAUGUCACCCAGCGCGUUCUACGCCGCACCACUUCAUUACCUGACCGCUUAAAUCACUCGUCCAACCUGUCUGCUCGGCCUGUUCCAUACAUUAUACCUAUUAACCCGCCUAACGAGGUUUCCAAUGAAGAUUCUGAGCUAGAGGAAAAUCCACAUCUCUCGCGAAUAGUAUCUGUGAUUCUCCUGGUUAUCUCCACGGGACUUGUGGCGGCCUGUGCAGAAUUUCUUGUGAACAGCAUCGACUACCUCGUUAAGAAUACAGGUAUCAGCCAAGCCUUCAUAGGUCUUAUCAUUAUACCGAUUGUUGGUAAUGCUGCUGAGCAUGCUACAGCAGUAGCUAUGGCCAGCAAGAACAAGAUGGAUCUGGCUAUUGGUGUCGCUCUCGGCAGCAGUAUCCAAAUCGCUCUAUUUGUCACACCAAUCAUCGUCUUGCUUGGUUGGUGCUUGCGCACUGAGAUGUCCCUUUAUUUCAGCCUUUUUGAAACUGUUUCUUUAUUUGCCUCGGCGUUUAUCGCCAACUAUCUCAUGCUUGAUGGGCGAACAAAUUACUUGGAGGGCGCUUUAUUGAUUGCUGCCUAUGUGAUCAUCUCUGUCGGGGCAUUCUUUUUCCCUUCAUGUAGAGAUUUAAAUUCUGCUAGCAAUCCACCAGACCCUAGGGUGUGCUAA